AUGGUUGUUCAAAAUGUCGAAGUCACGCCUUGCGACGUUCAGCCCUGUGAGCUUUUCCAUGGGCAGAAUUACUCGAUUUCCGUCGACUUUACAAGCCAGAGCGAUGACUUUGUUUCGUUCAAACUUUGUGGACAAUUGGGACCCGUUUGUGUGCCCUUUCCAACUGGAGUCAAGGACUUCCAAGUGACUGCCGGCGCAAACAAAUUCUCUUAUUCAAUGCCUAUUCUAUCGAGCUAUCCAAACAUCAAGGUCGUUGGAAAAUUCGAAUUCACUGGACAGAGCAAGGCCUGUUUCAUGGUGCCGCUGAAGAUCAUGCCUUCAAAAAUCUCCGAAGAGAACGUUUUCCGACUGGAAAAUAUUAUCCCAGGUCUUGACUCACUGUCUCGUAAACAGUCAUCGGAUCAUCACGAUGAUGGAGAUGAGCGUCUCUAA
Molecule: messenger RNA, 432 nt
Organism: Oikopleura dioica
Lineage: Eukaryota; Metazoa; Chordata; Appendicularia; Copelata; Oikopleuridae
Source: the annotation of a GenBank genome assembly